AAAAGGCGUGCAUCGGCCAGAGGUAGCGGACACAAGGUAUGAAUGAGCUCGCUAUGAAGUCUAUCAUCGUCCUUUUGGUUGUGGCUUCUGUCAGAGCCGGGAAUGCGCUACCAGCUCCCGGUUAUGUCUCCACAUUGCUCGAAGCUGGAACUUCAAAUGUGCACAGAGCUCAAGACCUAAUCGGAAACUACGACUUCGGCUACGAUGAAAGACACACAAGCGGCGGCUCGUUCCACAAAGAGACGGGCGACGCCUAUGGGAACAAGGUCGGCUCUUACGGCCUGCACGACGCGGACGGCCGUCUUCGCAUCGUAGACUACGUCGCGGACAGUCACGGCUUCAGAGCAACUGUCCGUACAAACGAACCUGGUACUGCACCCUCGACCCCUGCUGCUGUGGGUAUCAACGCACCUCCGGCGCCCGUUGCCGUCGCAGUUGCUAAGCCUGUAGUCUCUGUAGCAACUCCUGUCGUACAUCACGCGCCUGUUGCACCAUUUGUAGCACCCACUGUGGUAACCCCCGCAAAGUACCAGGUUCCUCUAGGGUUUACUGGAGCCCCUGUAGUCCACGGUUAUGAUGCAGCUCACGCAAAUCCUGUAUUCGGUGCUCCAGUUGCACCUCUGGGUUACGAAAGUGUGCCUGCAUAUGCCUCCCCUUUCCCCCUUGAAACGUCUAACAGUCCAUACGCGUCUGGAACGGUGAAUACAGUUGUUGCACGUCCAUAUGGUUACGGCUUCAAAGCUCACCCGACAGGUUACCGUGCGAUACCCACGCCUCUGGCGUAUGGCGGCGUCGCUGCCGUUAAACGGGCAGUCUACACGCCCAAAUUUCCCACGGCAUACGGUGUCACAUACAUUCGUGGUACUGGAUACACUCGGAUGAUGAAGGUCAUUGUAUUCGCUGCAUUCCUGGCCGUCGCUCAGGCUGGCUUCGUUGGCCAUUAUGGUGGGUCCGUCGUUCACGGUGCUUAUGGACACGGCUACGGUGGCUAUGGACACGCCGCUGUCGUUGCCAGGGUUGCUGAAGCUGGACAUUCCACGCAGCACAGGUCUCAGGAUCUCGUCGGCAACUACAACUUCGGCUACAACGAACAGCACACCAGUGGUGGUUCCUUCCGUCAGGAGACCGGCGACGCUUGGGGCAACAAGGCCGGCUCCUACGGUCUCCGUGAUGCCGACGGCCGCGUCCGCGUAGUCAAGUACGUUGCCGACGGUGCUGGUUUCCGCGCUCACGUGGCCACCAACGAGCCAGGCACUGCUGCCUCCAGUCCAGCUGCCGCUGCUUACAAUGGUGGACACGCCAGGGUUGCCGUGGCUGCCGCACCAGUUGCACACUACGGGGCUGCGCACCUAGGAUUCGCGCCAGCACUUGCCCACGGUGCUUACGGUGCCCCUGCUUAUGGUGCCUACGGACUUCACGGAGCCCACGUAGGAUACGGUCUCCACGGAGCCUAUGGAGGCUAUGGAGGCUAUGGAGGCUAUGGAGGCUAUGGAGCCCACAAGAUCCUCGGAUAA
Messenger RNA from Ornithodoros turicata, 1514 nucleotides. RefSeq lists its product as uncharacterized. Gene Ontology annotation, cellular component: chitin-based extracellular matrix. The record is from RefSeq and is a predicted model, not a curated record. NCBI's taxonomy places the organism in Eukaryota, Metazoa, Arthropoda, Arachnida, Ixodida, Argasidae. Bases 39 to 1514 code for a protein of 491 amino acids. Gene Ontology annotation, molecular function: structural constituent of chitin-based larval cuticle. The transcript is spliced from 6 exons.